Messenger RNA from Arachis duranensis, 2228 nucleotides. RefSeq lists its product as uncharacterized. The coding region runs from base 647 to 2041 and encodes 464 amino acids. The transcript has 3 exons. Gene Ontology annotation, molecular function: 2-(3-amino-3-carboxypropyl)histidine synthase activity. Lineage: Eukaryota; Viridiplantae; Streptophyta; Magnoliopsida; Fabales; Fabaceae. Gene Ontology annotation, biological process: protein histidyl modification to diphthamide. The record is from RefSeq and is a predicted model, not a curated record.
UCGUUCAUUCACUUCAUUUGUCACUUGAGAACUCUGAACCAAAGGAACCCUAGCCUUCCAUCAGUCUAUCGUCGCCGCCGUUCCCAGCUCCUAAGCGCCGCCGCCGUCCCCAGCUCCUCAGCACCGCCGCUUCUUCCUCUUCCCCGUGUCCGGAACCCAGUAACUCGGCAGGUCCUCUUCAUCUUAGCUGGCUUCUCGACACGGAACCCAGACCAGUAAACCAGUGAACUAGUGAUUAGAACGGUUUGAUGACCGGUCCGGUUUUCAGAACCUUGCACUGCACACACCCACUCUCGAGCCUCCCCUCCCUCCAUUCUCACCUCUCGCUCUCACGGUCUCACCACGUUCAGUAUCCCCCACGAGCUUCCGGCGCAACCUCCGUCUAGCCACCGUCGCUGUCGCAAGGUCCGUGGAAGUCACUCACCUGCACAGACCCGUGGUGCUAGCUUUCUGUUCGCACAACAAGCUUUCCUUUCAGCCGUCAAAAUCGCAGCCACCGCCAGCGCCAGUUGCCGUCGCGAGUGUCUUCCUGCCGGCGCCAGCUCUGUUCGACCCUUCUACCCCAGUCACUGUUCCUGUCGCCGCCAGCUCUGCAUUCUUCUCUGUCUUCCACUAACCCUAGAGAGAGAAGAAGGUUGAUUGGUCGAUGGAGGUGGAGCAACCUAAGCCAAAGCCAACGCCGAAGCGGUUUGUGAAGAACCAAAUCCCCGAUUACAUCCUCAACGACGCAGCCCUCAACGCCGCCAUCUCCGUUCUCCCUCACAACUACAACUUCGAGGUCCACAAAUGCGUUUGGCGUGUUCUUUCCACCGGCGCCAAGCGCGUUGCCCUUCAGUUCCCCGAGGGCCUCCUCAUGUACUCCCUCCCUCUCUCCGACAUCCUCACUGCCUUCGCCGCCGUCGACCGCUGCUACGUUCUCGGUGAUGUCACCUACGGCGCUUGUUGUGUCGACGACUUCUCCGCCGCUGCGCUCUCCGCCGACCUCCUCAUCCACUAUGGCCACAGCUGCCUUGUCCCCAUCGAUUCCACCACCAUCCCCUGUCUCUACGUCUUCGUCGACAUCAAAAUCGACGUUUCCCAUUUGGUUGAUACCUUUAAAUUGAACCUCGAAUCUCGCGCCCAGAACCUUGUAUUAGCUGGUACUAUUCAGUUUGCAUCUGCAAUUAGGGCUGCGAAGCCGGAAUUGGAGAAAUCAGGGUUUAGUGUUUUGGUACCACAGUCCAAGCCUCUUUCGGCCGGUGAGGUUCUUGGCUGCACUGCUCCCAAGGUUUCAUUAAUGGAUUCGUUUAGUGAGAAUCCUGAGAAUAGCGUUUUGGUAUUUGUAGCUGAUGGAAGGUUUCAUCUUGAGGCGAUCAUGAUAGCUAAUCCUGGGAUUAAAGCUUUUAGGUAUGACCCUUACAUUGGAAAGUUGUUUCUGGAAGAGUAUGAUCACGUGGGAAUGAAGGAAUCUAGGAAAGGUGCGAUUUUGAGAGCGAGGGAGGAAGCUCGGAAUUGGGGUGUUGUUUUGGGGACAUUGGGUAGGCAAGGGAAUCCUAAGAUUCUGGAGAGAUUGGAAAAGAAUAUGAAGGAAAAAGGGUUCUUUUAUACUGUUUUCUUGAUGUCUGAGAUUAGCCCUGCAAGGAUUGCAUUGUUUGAGGACUCCGUGGAUGCUUGGAUUCAGAUUGCUUGUCCUCGGUUAUCGAUUGAUUGGGGUGAUGCUUUUGGGAAACCAGUGCUCAAUCCCUUCGAGGCAGAGAUCGCGUUGGGGGUGAUACCUGGCUGGUGGGAGAAGAAGAAAAAUGUGUUGGUGGCAAAGGUGCAGGAAGGUUGUGAAGAUGGUGGUGUAAGUUGCCAGAAGAGUGGUGAUUCUUCUUGUGAGUGUAGCUGUGGAGAAGAUGAAAAUGGAAAUGGAAAGAGCGAUUUUGGUGGUGAAUAUCCAAUGGACUAUUAUUCUCAAGAUGGUGGGGAGUGGAAUUCCUCUUAUGUGAAGAAGUCCUCUCGUCCUGUAAGGAGAAUUUCUGUAUCUUCGGUUGCUAUUAGUGCCAUUUCUCAGCAGUCUUAAACUUUCUAUAGGUUAUAGAUUUCGAUAUUUUGUUAGUUGCUGGAUAUUGGCUUUUGCCUCUAAACAACAUUGGAUGUUUAGGGAGAAAACAUAGUAUGAUGUGAUACAAUAGAACACAUCAUCUCAUGAUGUGCAAUUUGUUGUUUUACUAGUGUUAAACGGUGCGAUGCACAAUUUUAUAUUUAAA